This is a messenger RNA of Lepidothrix coronata (blue-crowned manakin), 7930 nucleotides long. It is a transcript of the gene RNF130, whose product is annotated as ring finger protein 130. Lineage: Eukaryota; Metazoa; Chordata; Aves; Passeriformes; Pipridae. The transcript has 9 exons. The record is from RefSeq and is a predicted model, not a curated record. Bases 251 to 1528 code for a protein of 425 amino acids.
GGCGGAGCGCGGCUGCCCCCGAGCAGCAUCCCGUGGGAGCCGCGGCGGCGGAUCGCACUCAACUGGGACCUGCCAUGACUCCCCUGGCUCCUCCCAUGGCAUGAGCCCGAGCUCUCCUCCCCGCUCCGCCUGCUUUUGGUCUCUCCUCGCUCCCGGGCUGUCAGAUGGGAUAGGACACACCCGGGCGUGCGGGGCUCGGGGGAGCGGCGGUGGCAACCGGUGACGGCCGUCGGCUCGAAGGGAGUCGAAGAUGAGCUGGCGGUGGGCUCGCCAGCACUGGAACGGCGGCUCCUCCGUGCUGCUGCUGCUGCCGCUGCUGCUGUGGCACGGCCGCGUCCGGCCGGCCGGCGCCGACAACGCGAGCCAGGCGUACUACACCGCGCUCAUCAACGUGACCGUGCUGAGCCCCGAGCGCGGCGGGCCCACGCUGCUGCGGAUCGACCGCGGCCGCUACGGGCAGGACUCCCCCAAGGUGGAGGUCAAGGGGCUGCUGGUGACUCCCGUCCCCAUCAACGGAGUUGCAGAUCGUCUGGGCUGUGACCCUCGAACACGUUUCCAAGUUCCACCGAACACCAAGCAGUGGAUUGCUCUACUACAGCGAGGAAACUGUACAUUUAAAGAGAAAAUACUGCGAGCAGCUUCACAUAAUGCCACAGCUGUGGUCAUUUACAACAAUAUAUCCAGUGAAGAACCUGUCACCAUGACUCAUCAAGGAACUGGAGACAUUGUUGCUGUGAUGAUUACAGAAUCGAAGGUUAAGGAGAUCCUGAAUUACUUGGAAAAGAAUAUCUCUGUCCUGAUGGGAAUAGCAGUGGGGUCCCGUGUUCCUCCGAAAAACUUCAGUCGGGGCUCUCUAGUCUUUGUGUCAAUAUCAUUCAUUGUUUUGAUGAUAAUUUCUUCAGCAUGGUUAAUAUUUUACUUCAUCCAGAAGAUCAGGUACACAAGUGCACGUGACAGAAAUCAGCGUCGUCUUGGAGAUGCUGCCAAGAAAGCCAUUGGUAAAUUGACAACCAGGACAGUAAAGAAAGGUGAUAAGGAAACAGACCCAGACUUUGAUCAUUGUGCUGUCUGCAUUGAGAGUUACAAGCAGAACGAUGUUGUUCGCAUUUUGCCAUGCAAGCACGUGUUCCACAAAGUCUGUGUGGAUCCAUGGCUCAGUGAGCACUGUACAUGUCCAAUGUGUAAACUGAACAUUUUGAAGGCACUGGGAAUUGUGCCAAACGUGCCAUGCACAGACAACGUAGCCUUUGACAUGGAGAGGCUCACCCAGGGGCAGCCGGCCAGCCGGCGCGUCCACUUCGCCCCCGACAGCUCCCUCAGCCUGGAGCCCCUGCGCACCUCUGGGAUGUCCCAGCUGCCACAGGACGGAGAGCUGACACCGAGGUCAGGGGAGAUCAACAUCGCAGUGACAAAAGAAUGGUUUAUUAUUGCCAGUUUUGGCCUCCUCAGUGCCCUUACACUCUGCUACAUGAUCAUCAAAGCCACAGCUAGCUUGAAUGCUAAUGAGCAGUCACUUCUUCCAUCGUAACUCUCUGUCCCCUCGAAGCCUGGUCUACGAGAGCGAGUUCUCAACCAUCGAGCCUGCCUUGGACAUGUAUGACGAGAACAAAACCUGAAAGGAAUCCAUGCUCCUUCCUGGCCCUUUUUCCGUUUUUUUCAUUUCUCAUUCCUAUUGUUGUGUACUCUUUCCAUGGAUCUCCUUUGUCUGAAGAAGAGCUGCUUUUUCCAGAACACGAACCCGCCUUCUCGAUUGCACAGACGAAGACCAGCUGUGGUGGUUUCUGAGGUGGCAUCUCUGAGCUGACAAAGAGUUGCGUGCAAGCAAGGUUGUCUGAUGGAAGUUGCUGAGUAACAGCAUGGGGAGCUGUGUCGGUCCAGCCGCGGCGACGCAGAAGAGGUUUUACGGUGGUCCUAAGAGUUUGUGUUGUACUGCAAAUGCGUCUCUUAACACAGGCAUCUGCUGUUUCCAGUUGUUUAAUUGUCCACGUGGUUGGGCAAUGUCAGAAAGGGAACUGGUUGUAGAGGAGAUGGCCAGUGACUGGUAAAAGCACUCGUAUAUCUUGGUCAAUCCAUAACCUUACUGUGAAAUAUCCCCUUCUGAGAGGGACCUUUAUAAGUGCAUUGAGUUUCCUACAACCCACCUAACCCCGGACAGUGGCGAGCCAGUCUGACGUUCAAGCUGCAGAGAGGACCUGCGUUUGCAGAAAGAUUUCAAGGAACUUGGUGCUUGGUUUUUUUUUCUCCAGUUUGAUUGAAGCAGGAGAAAAAUGGUGUACACAGAAUAUACUUUUGGUCCUUCCGUGUGCUCAAGUCAAGUGAGUCUCUUUCUGUAGAGAGGACGUUCACAGAACCAGCACUUGAUCUACCUGAUAACCAUUAGACUUUUUGAAAUAUGCAGGAAUCGAAUUAGCUUUCUUUCUCACUUAACUUUUUUUUUGGGGGGGGGUUGGGGGGUAAAAAAAAUCCACCGAAUUUUUCACUGAGGUUUUUUAAAAGCCAGCAUGUUGGCAUUACACAGAGAAGAAAAGAGGUAAGCUUCUUAUCCCAUUCUCCCGUUGAGAUCUGCAACAGUUAUUUAACAAACGCAUUCUCUGAGCUGUGCCCUUUCCCACUGACAUCAAUAACGGGAAUGCAGAAAGCAGGAGAAGAAAGGAAAGCAGCUACUGCUUUGACACGCUGCAGGAAAAAUCAAUUUUUACCAGCAUGUGACAAAAGUGGUGGGGAAAUGGAUAUGGUUUGCAAGCUCCUGAGAGAACAAUGCAGAAAUGGAGAGCGAGUGUAACCUCUGGAGCUAAGUCAUCCACGGCGUUCCUCAAAAGGCCCGAUGUGGAGGAGCGAGCGCUUCUGCUCCACCUUUUCCUACCAGACAAUGCAUAGCUGUUAAUGAAUGUUUGGAUUUUUCUCCAUUGCAGUCUAAGUUACUGUAGGUGUAGAAAUGCAUUUUGUGUCCUUGUAAUAUGAAACACAGUUUCACCCUCUGUAUAGGAAUCUUGAGAAAUCAAUUAUGCCAAAAAGAAAGGUAAGACAUACUCUGCCGUGCUUUAAUUUCACCUGCUUUUGCUAUAAGCAGGGGAAUUUCCUCUCCUUUAUAAUGUUUUUAAUUGUAUAGCAGUCUGCUUAACAUAUAUCCUUUUCUGAGGUGUGGUUCAGCUGUGUCUUUAACAUGGAUGUUUAAGAGAAAAAAGAAAAACCCAGCUCUGUAAAAUGAGGAAAUGAUCCUCUUUGCUGAGCUUCCUUUGACUUUUGUUGCUGUGCGUCAGCUUUAUUUAAUCUGAUAAUUCAAGAGUGGGUGGUGUGAAGUGUAGGGAGGUUUUUCUCAUAAUACCCACAUUUAUAUUUACCGAAUGCACUUUUAUUGUCAUUCAGCUCACUCCAGAAAUGUGCUGAAGCCCCAGACUUCUUAAGAGCACAAUUUUGACACCCACUUUCUCCUGCGAAGCAAAAGUGAAGGUCACAGAAAGUACCAGCAGUGGCUUAAGCAGCAGCAGGUCGUGGUCAGAAUCCUUCCUCUGCUGGCAGAUGUGCAAGAGGGGCAGUGACACAGCUCUUGACAGACAAGCCCAGGCAGAGCUCCCCAACCCGGCCUGGCUGAGCUGUGCUCAGGCCCGUACAGGGCUCGGGGGUGGCAGAGGGGCUGAUUGAGCAACCCCUGUUUUCGUAAUUACAUCUGUGGGAUCACAGCAGUUAAACACGUGAGAGCGGGCACCUUCCAAAAACAAAUGCCUGAGAGAAAAAUCACCAGCUCUCAAGGAUGUUAUAGGGCUUGUUUUUAUCCGUGGUGGGCAGUCAGGGUCACAAUAAACCCACAGACACCUGGCUGUUCCUGGUUGAAUACAAAAAUGUCUGGGUGUCUCUGCAUGUGCCCAGUGGGGUUUGGGUAGGACAGCCUCUUGUAUGGGGUGCUGAUCCUCCACGCAAAUCCUUCUCGUAGGGGCUGUCUCAGCCUGGCACAGGGAUUUCCCCCAAGGCCACCAGGAAAGCACCAGGGCACGGGUUCGGCACAAAACCAAAACUGAUGGUUUCUGAGCUCCAACCGAGCCCGUUCGCAGGGAUAUGCAGGAUCCGUGCCAGGAUAUACAGAAAAGCUAGAAAAGGCAUGGAAAUUAAAUUUAAAAGCUAGAAAGCACAAAGCCCCCAAAGACAAAGUAAUAAAUAAUGUCAUUUGUAUUUUGUUAAAUUUCCUUAUUUCCAACUGAACAUCUUGGUUUUAAGCGGGGGGAGGGCAGUUUUGCCUCUGUGGAGAUCAGGGUCUGGCAUAGUGAUGUAAAAGUGGAUUUGUGCUGUAGCAUCUUGGAUAAGGGAGCUGAUGUUUAUAAUUGGCAUCCUGGAUUUGGAAAAUCUUGCAACAGUGGAAAAAAUAAAAGCUUGUUCAAGCAAUUGAUCCCUACGUGCUGUAGCAGACGUUCUCCCACUUAGUCAUAUUUAGCAUGGGGAGGAGGCACCACAGCAACAUGGGUGAUUUUUUUCUGGGCUUUGCUGGUAAGUUUGAAGUUUUCCUUUUAAUAUUAAUCAGUAUAUAAAAAAAGCUUGGUGAGCAUCGUUGUUCUUGUUCUGCUGCAGUGGUGCUGUGUGUGGUUUGAGUCAUUUCACAGAAAUAAAACAUAACAGCAAUCUACCAAGGACUGUAAGUGCCAGUAACUUGGAAAAAUCGUUUUUAAGGUUAAAAAAAAAAAGUGCUUUUCAACAGCAACAUUCAUUUUAUGACUUCUACAUAUUAAAAAAAGCUUUUAUCUCCAAGUGUUUCCCCAAACUAUUUAAACCCCAACACUUCACCUUCUCUUUCCUGGCCUCUUGUUCUAUGAAAGUUUUGCAUGUUCCCAUAAGACAUUUGUAAAAUCAAGAUUUGCUUGUGUUCUUAGAGGAUAAUUGCCAGUAAAAAAAAAACCAGACUGUAAGUGUGCUAUUUACCUAUAAUACAACAUUAAAUAUUAAACUUGAAGCAUGUUAAAAUUUACCUAAAGACCCUCACAAUUGCUCUCUCCAAUGAGCUCCUGUGUUGGGAUCUGCACUGUCCCCUUGCUCUAGGAUGCUUGCCCUGGCACCUAUAGGAUGCUAUAGGAAUAGCCAGGUAUCCUACAUUAGCCAAAGAAAGACCAAAAAGAGUUCAAUAAAUGUGUUUAGGACUAUGUUAUGAGACUUUUACACAUCUUCUGUUUUCUUUAAACACACUCAUGUAAAAUAGUGCAAAGGCUUGGGAGAGCCAAGAGCUUUUUACCAGGUACUGGAGAGCAGAGGAAAUUCUUCAGGAAGCAUGGGUCACACUGAGGCUUCAGAACUUGUUCAGUCCAAUUUAGGUUUGAAGUAAUGCCACAAUCAGGUCAUGAGCUGAAGGAUGAAGGCACCAGGGUUGAGCUGAAGUUCAGGCAGCUCUGCAGCCUGAUUACUGGCAAGUGAGUUGACUUAAUUAUUAAAAAUAUUUGGCAUUUUGCUUAGCUAAUAGUAGUUUGUUUUCUACAGCAGAGAAAAUAGCUCACAAGCUGAGGCACAGUGGGGCAAAUGAAAGAGCCACAGAGCUGCUGCCAGCCCUGCAGGGUGGGGAGAGAAAGGCAGGAGGACUCAGGGCAGGGACCUCAGGAAACACCUUCAACUUCCCAAGUGAAGCUUUUGCUCCUUUUUCACCCCUUGUUACACAGCCAUACUUGACCUAAUUUUCCAGUCUGAGCAGUGCAGAAGAGUGUAUGAUGUGCCAUGACAGCUUGCAUAUGUGUUGUUAUAUUUAAAGAUUUCUUCACUUUUUCCUUUCCCUGCUAGACUUGCUGCACCACAGGGCACUGCUCAGGGCAGCCUGAGCUCUGGCACACUCGGUGGAAACUGCUGAGCAGGGGAGGGAGUGAGGGAGGGAAAGAUCCUCCAGUUAAGCUGAUUGGGGGGAAAUCAGGGGAAAGGUAGAGUGUACAUCUGUACAUUGGGGCUCAUUUAUGCUUUGUUUUCAAUGGUUUUGAAAUAAUUAAGAGAAAAAGCAGUACUCCCUACCCCUUCUUUGUGGGAUGCAGUGACAAGAGCAGGGCUGCAGAUGGGAUUUUGCUCCUGAUGCAGAGCCAUGGUGCUCUGUAACCCUCAGCUGGUGAUGUCCUGAGCUGUUGGUCAAAGCCCCAACCUCACGGGGGCCUGGCAGGUUUACUUGGUGCUUGUAAAGUGCUUUAGGGAGAAUAAAUCCACUUGCAUGAGCCUUUGCAAAGCCGCACUAAUCAACACCUUGUUGUCUGUCAGUGGUUUGAUCCUUUCAUUACCCUACUCUUUUUAGAAGCCUGCAACAUUCCCAAACAUUCUUAAUUCUCCCCAAUUAAUCUCUGCUAUCCCACUCCAUCAAUUACUACCUGCUUCCUCCUCCUCUGGAGAGCCAGGUAAAUGUCCCCAUUGUGCAGGCACUGCCGUCCACCUGUUCUCCAGCAUCUUCUUCAUCACUGUGCCAUCACAUCACUGUGCCAUCACCAUGCCAGCCAGCCCCUCAGAGGAGAUUCAUUGCUCCAAACCAGCAUCACGGUCUGUGGGAGCACAGAGGUUCCUGGUGGGUUGUUCUUGGCCAAAGCAGGCUCUGUGGGAUUUGGGCUGUCCUUGUGGGAUGCUUGUUCUGUGGAUCCCUACAUGGAGCAUCCUUUCACUCCUCCACCCAGUAACCUCAUGGAGAUGCCCACAUGAACAGAGAUGGAUGUGUAGGUUGUGCAAUAACAUCUGAAUAUUUAUUCUUUUUUAUGGCAAUAAUGUCCAGGGUCCCUGGGUUUGAGGGCCCCUGUGGUAUAAGAUGUUGCCCAAAAAUAGGCCCUUUCCUAAAGAGUUAAUAAUUAAGUAUUAAUAUUCCUGCAAAGUAAGAAGUACAUAGUGUUUUAUUGAAAGUUGAAGCUAUUUAGAGCGAUUUCAAUGCCAGGCUGAGGUGUAACAUGAGCUAGUGUCAUACAGCUGGGAAUGGGGUUUUGCAGCCCAAAAAUCAACUGGACAUGCAUGUGAAAGCUCCCUCACUUCUGCUGGGCUAUUCCUUUCUCUACGUCCAUCUACAAGCCCCUCAUGAUCCAGGAGCUUUUUAUUUUCCCUGAGCUCAGCUGUGUGCAUUUGCUGUGCUGUUUGCCUUUUUUUUUUUUCUGCUGCUUCCCACAUGCUCCAGGGCUCAUUUUCACUUGGCUGUGAUUUGACCUUCAGCUGCCCAAACCCCUUGGAGGGACAGGAGCCAUUAAUUCCCAGCAGAGCAGAUCUGCUGGGCUGUGCUAAGGCCUGGACCACCAGAUUUGCUCUGGAUUCUCCCUUCCCCUGCCCAGUGCCUGUGUCUGUAACACACUCAAGUUGUCUCGGGCAGUAAGGGCUGUAUCUGCCCACAACCUUCCCACGGACCUGGGCUGCACUGGGAAGGAGGAUGGUACAGAAACCAGCUCAGCAGCUCAGCAACCCUCCCAUGCUCCAGCACAGGAAAGUCUGGGCUUGAAAGUAAACUUGUUCUUUGCUGCUGUAAAGCCAGAAUGUUUAAUGGAGUGUUUGGGGCUGUUAAAGCAAAGCUCCUGUUUGCCCAUUUGUGCAGUCCCAGCAAGGCAACAUCCCAGCAUGUUGCUUUCUGCUUUUGCUGGAAGGUGCUACAUGAACAAGAAGCCUUCUCAGUUGCCACCACAUCAGCAGGUAGACUUUUCCCAGCCUGUAUGUCUGGGCUUACCUCCCAGCACUGGUAAGACCUGUCACACUGCUCCUAUAAAGGGGAAUAACCUUUUGGAGCAAACUGAGUGGUAGCAUCGCUCUUCUGCUUGUCCCGUCAGCCCUGCUGCAGUUUGCAAGUAGCUGUUAAAUACUAAAAGCUUCUCUGUAUGACCAUGCCUGUCCAGGAUCACUUGCUCGAGGCCAUGGCUAGCUAUGCACUGAAUCCAUCAAAACGGGAUCAUUUUAUCUCAGCAGAGAAGGGACACCCCAGCCUUUGGGCACAGGAGACUGCAGCAAACAACAACAACAACAA